Messenger RNA from Recurvomyces mirabilis, 888 nucleotides. RefSeq names its product Ribosomal protein lysine methyltransferase (gene RKM5). Bases 1 to 888 code for a protein of 295 amino acids. The record is from RefSeq and is a predicted model, not a curated record. The transcript is spliced from 2 exons. Lineage: Eukaryota; Fungi; Ascomycota; Dothideomycetes; Mycosphaerellales; Teratosphaeriaceae.
AUGGCUCUCAGCGAAUUCUUGGCCAAGUUAGGGGACGAGGUCGUACAUGUCGAUGAAGAAACAUUCGAUCUGUUCUCACAGACAGCCGCCUUACCAAAUCUUGGCAUGAUUGAUGCUAAGGCAGAGACCCUCGAGAUCACCAUUGGGGCCAAAGACUACACCAUCACCCAGUCCCCCGGACUACUGCAAUCGAGCCACGAGCAAGGCACUACUGGUGCUGUGGUCUGGCAAUCUUCCGUCCGGGUGGCAGAGUGGCUUGCAGAUCCUCGCAGCUCGCUGUUCAACGCUGGACUUUUUGACCAUGACAGCACGGUACUUGAGCUGGGAUCUGGCAUCUCUGGGAUCGUGGCAACUGUGCUAGCUGCGCAAGUCAAGGCUGUUGUGGCUACGGAUCAACAACAUGUGCUCAGGUUGCUGCGGAGUAACAUCGAUGCGAAUGCUGGCCAUCGGUCCGACCGAAAAAGCCACGGUGGCAGGAAGGCAAGCAAAGUGCGGCAGCCCUCGUCAAGCAUUCAGGUCAUUGCUCUUGACUGGGAGGAGGACGACGUUCAAAGGCAUCUAGCCAGCAACGACCUGCGCCAAGGCGUCGAUGUUGUCAUCGCAUGUGAUUGUAUCUUCAACUACGCGUUGAUCAAUCCGCUGGUCCAGACAUGCGAGGAUAUCUGCAAGCUACGGAGUGAAGCAGUCACGGAGUCAAAUCUUUCAGCAGGUAGUACAGUCUGCUUGGUAGCACAACAGCUGCGUCAAUCGGAAGUGUUUGAGCAGUGGCUCAAGACAUUCAUGCGAUCGUUCCGGGUCUGGAGGUUGCCUGACAACAUGCUGAGCGGUGGGCUUCAGGAAGGUAGUGGGUUCGUGGUGCACGUUGGUGUCCUACGGGAGAAAAGGUAG